Molecule: messenger RNA, 3569 nt
Organism: Paramuricea clavata
Lineage: Eukaryota; Metazoa; Cnidaria; Anthozoa; Malacalcyonacea; Plexauridae
Source: the annotation of a GenBank genome assembly
AUGGCCACCUCAAAACCACCCAGCAAAAUACGUGACAAAACUGCCUUAUUAAAUGCUGGCCUUGGUGAAGCAUCUAUCCAAUUUUUUCUGGAUAUGAGCCGCUUGGAAUGCCAUGAUAAGAUUUUGGAAAGAUUUCCUAAGUUGAAAGAAACUGGAUAUGAAAUACUGCUUUUUCAAAGGGGAGAUGAUUCUGGUUUUGUUAAUAUUGGUGGUCCACAAACUGCAAGGUGGUUGAAAGAUGCAGCUGGUUCUGCCAAAAUAUAUCUCUGCCCUUUACAAAAAGAUGUUGACAUGGGUUUGAUUGACUCUGAUGAUGAGCCUCAGGUAGAAAUAUGUCAUAUUAAGUGUCACACAUUGGUAUGAGCAUAUCUUUAAUAGCUAACAAUUAUUACCAAAUAAAAGGUCUUGGCAGGGCCAUAGUGACCAGGUUAUGGGUGGUGCAACACCCCCUAAUAAUUGCUCAUGAGCUAUUUCAGGUAGAUAUCCAGUAGAUUUUCAGGUAAUUCUCGGGGCAUAAAAAAGUGAACUCUAUGCUCUGAAUCAAAACUAGAGUUAACAAUCGACCAACCAAAUAUGUUGAGAGGUGUUGUGACAGGUGGGAGACAUGACCAAGGAGACUCCACAUUUCCAAAAUGUUUUCAUUUUCACAGCAACAUUAAACUGUAAGUAAUAAUACUUAUAUUCAUUGUUAGGCAAUACUAACUUAUUUGUAGGAAAGACUCUAAAAAUGCCAUUUUGGAUAGUCAAAUUUUCAAAAAAUUUAGCUUGGCACCAACCAUGGAGGCACUUUUGCAAAGUCUGGUAAAAAUGUUAAGUUGGAAAAAUUCAGGCAAGUCGAACCUCCCCCCCCCCCGACCCGAAGGCAAAGUCAAAACAACAGCGCUGGGUCCAGUGUAUUUUAUAUCUGCUUAAAAAACAUUUUGUUUACAGGAAAACUAAUUUUGACCACAUAUCAUUGUUUUUAAAAUGGUAAAAAAAUCAUGUCUUUUCAGGAUGAGAACAACAUUCGAGAAGUUGAAUGUAUUGAAUGUGGUACACUGGUUCCCAUGAGCUAUUUAACUCCUUGUCGACAAGUAGUUUCGCAUUACAUUACAAUUUAAUUUUUCAAAUGUAAAUAUCGCGGCGAGUAUUUGCCCCCCUUUAAAACAAAACCCACCAUUGUAAUCCUCACAAAAUAACCUUUCGAACGGGGGGUCAAGUGUUGUCGAACAUUAUACAAACCGAAACAAUCAUAUAGUUAUACUCACCGCUUCGCCAAACAUUCAAACGAUAAAAAGAGAAAAAGUUGAAUAUCUUCUAAACUUUUCGUCAUUUUCUGAAAGGCUAUAUGUGCAAAAUACUCUUUGUAUUCAAGCGCUUUAGUGUAGAAAGUUUCAUAUGAAUACGACGAGUAGAAAUAUUUAUUUUGAAUUUUUAAAGUAUCGGGUUUUACUCGCACGCGCUUGUAUUAUGUAAUACUUGGCCAAUAAGGAGCUCCCUUUAGCCGGGAUGACGUCAAACUCACGCGUAUGGGUGCACUUUGACCUGUAGAAUCCAUUUCUGGCAUUUCCAGAGUCACGCGAUACAAGCGUGGCAUUGUUUUGACGAGUUUUCGUCGUAUUUCCGGUUGGGAUUAUCGCAAAUUCGGACCAAAAAUGUAAAAUUCGGCACUAAAAGUCACCCUUUAAGGAUAGAAGCUUGGAAAUAACGUUAUACAUGGCAUUUAUUCAUCAAGAAUAUCGCAAUGAGCAUACGUUUCAAGGGGCCGAAGUUAUAUUCGGCGUAAGGUAUGUUUAUGUUUUUAUAAUUUGUUGGUAAAAUGCGUAAUUUGAUCGUAUUCGAUCUCACUUUACUUUUAAAGCUCAUAAAUCGCUGUAAUGUUGCCAAUGACUAAAACUAUUGCUACGAGUGAGGAGAUCUAGUCACACUGAAUCGAAUGGUGGUAUUUUUGUCCUCAUAGCAUUCAAUGAACCGAAGAUAUUAAAUCGGCAAAGCGUAUUGCUUACAAGCAUUGCGGUAAUAGGGUCGUGUCUUUAAGGAGUUAAAGAAACAUAUUAGUGACAAACAUGGAGUGGAGAUAAAUCCUGUUAAAGUAAGCAAAUUUUAAAAUUUCCCUGAAAUGCAUUUUCUUAUUAGCUAUGUGUGAUUGUAUUGUACAAGUUUAGAGACAACAUACUUUGGAUUGGUCCAGUCUACAAAGUGACAGUAAUGAUAAGGAACAUGUUGAUAUAAAGGAGUGUGAUGAAAACCUACCAGUGCCAGUGUUCAUUCAGUGUUCUAACAGCAUUCGGCGACUUAUAAAUGAUUUUUUGUGAUUAAGUUUUGUUCAAACCUCGUCCUAAAAUACUUGAAAUAGCAUUCUAAUGAACCAAAAAAUUCAAAAUUUUCCUGUGCCUGCACUCUGACCCAACCCCCCAGAUUCGUUGUGGUUUUCGUGCUUGUACCUCAAAAUCUUGAAUGCCAUAAAAAUUCUCCCCCCCCCCUCUCCCCAAUUUUAAAUCCUGGCUAUGCCACUUUGAACCAAAUGUUUGGUGUUUCUCAUUAUUUGAAUGAUAUUGCAAUAAUUUAGAAAGAUAUCAUUGUUGGAAGAAAUGUGUCCAAAUGCAAUAACUGAAGAGAUCAAUGCUGCUCUGUCAAGAGCUAGUGGAGAUGUCAAUGCUGCAGCUGAAAGUUUGCUUGGUAAGCUUUAUCAGAUUUACGAUUGAGCAAUACUCAGGGAUGCCAAGGAUAGUGCAAACUUGACAUGUCAGGAAAUAGUAUAGUUUACUCGCGCAAGAUGACAGACAUAAAUUAUAUAUACACUAACUGAAAGCAUAUAUUUAGGGGUGGAAGAUGACGAAGAUGUAGAAAUUGUUGAAAGUUCCCCAACAUCAUCUGAGAUCAGUGACCCAAAAGCGGCAAUAGCUAAGUUUAGAAGUGAGGUUAUCGACGAAUUAUCUCCUUGACAGCUGUUUUCUGUCUCCCGCUUGGAAGGGUCGGAGGAGCUAAAGCGUGACAUAUUUCUAUGUUAUAAGGGGAAGCGAAACAAAUUAAACGCUCUUCCUAGAAUCUGUGAAUUUUUAUUAUGUGCCAUAAAGAUGGUUGAUGAAGGAAUGAAAAUAUCGUCCAAACCCACUAUGUUUUUCGAGGGAGAAACAGAUCAUCGCAUCCCAUUGCAUGAUCAAGCUUCAUGCGUUACUGGUUCAUUUAAAGCAAUUGGACGAAUAAUCGCACACUCAGCGUUGCAUGGUGGGCCAUCUAUCCAAGGCAUAUCACCAGCAAUUGUUCAUUACUUUUGUAAUUCUGCGAAAGAAUUAGAAGAUAUUGAACUGAGGAAGUGUAUAAGUUGAGGUUCGUCAUUAGUAAAUAUUCUGUUUAAAAACCGAGCACAACUUCCAGAACAAACAAAUUUUCUGAUCUUUUGUCAUUUCAGCUUGAGUCCUCACCGAAUGAUAAAACACUUCCAGAAGACUUAAAGAGCCAAUUGGAGCCGUACCUGCUUGAUGCUGGCCUAGACCCCCAUAAUCAAGAUAGGAAAUUCCUUGUUCAAGGUCUCAUGCUGUACAACGUUAUUAACAAACGGUGUCUAGAAAUUGAAGAUAUUUGUAAAG